CUCAUGUUUGAUGAAAGCUAGUCUUUACCUACCCAACAAAUUGAUGAACCUUCCUUGUAACUGAAACAUUAAAAGAAAGCAAGGUAUCUAAUCUAGAAAAAAUAGAUUAAUGGAAAAGGUAAAUAACAGCAUAUAAUAAACCCUAUAAGCCUUCCAUUCUAAUUCAAGCAUUUGAAGGGGGCUAGAGCUAGAAACAGAGCUUACCCAGUUUGAAAGCCUAAGUAAUCCAAUCAUCAAAACUAAAAAGCAAAGAAAAGGCAAAAACAGAGACAACCUUAGACUCCAAUUUCUUAGAUUAUCUUAAUCUGGGUUUCGGAUUACCCAGGCAAAAGGAACAUCUGAUGACGAAAAGGUAAUUUAAUGUUGGAAAGGGGAUUGAUUGGUUGGUGGGUUUGGAUGGACCCACCAUUUUCGUAGACUUCACUUGCAAAAUUGCAAGCCCCAGAGGCGCAGAGGCAGAGAGAGAGAGGUGGGUAUAUAAAUGAGGAGGCUAUCGACUUGCUGCUUCACAGGUCGAGUCUCUAAAACCCAUCGCAAGCACAGCCUUUCACAGGGAUCUGGAGAAGCUAUGGAGAACCCAUCAGCGAGCAAUGCCAACAACUUUCACUCCGAGAAAUCAAAUGGAAACACAAACAGCUCAAGUAGUGUUGCUACUAAUGUUUUAAUGAACCAUGACUUCUCUAAAGGGCUUGAUUCAUGGCAUUCAAACUGUUGUGAUGCAUUUAUAGUUUCAGCUGAGUCUGGCGACGGUGAAGGACUAUUGGCAAAGUCAGACAGUAAUUAUGCUGUUAUUACAAAUCGCAAAGAAUGUUGGCAAGGUUUGGAACAAGAUAUCACAGGCAAAGUUUCCCCGGGUUCCACCUAUACAGUUUCUGCUCGUGUUGGUGUUUCAGGCCCUCUUCAGAGCUUUGUUGAUGUCCUGGCCACGCUGAAAUUAGAAUACCAAGAUUCAGCCACUAGCUAUUUGUUCAUUGGAAGGACUUCUGUUUCAAAAGGGCAGUGGGAAAAAUUGGAAGGCACAUUUUCACUGUCAACUUUGCCUGACCGGAUUAUAUUUUAUUUGGAAGGGCCUUCUGCUGGAAUAGACUUACUCAUAGAUUCUGUAGUGAUCUCGUGUCCCAAUACCAGUGAAAGUGGUGGUAUGAGCACAGGAUGUUUCACCGGAGAUGACAACAUCAUAUUAAACCCAAGAUUUGAGGAUGGCCUUAACAAUUGGUCUGGAAGAGGAUGCAAGAUUGUUUUACAUGAGUCGAUGGGGGAUGGAAAAAUCAUGCCAAUGUCUGGAAAGUUCUUUGCGUCUGCAACAGAACGCACACAGAGCUGGAAUGGGAUUCAGCCAGAAACUGCAAGAGUGCAGCGAAAGCUUGCUUAUGAGAUUACUGCCAUAGCUCGAAUAUUUGGUAACAAUGUCACUAGUGCAGAUUUACGGGCAACAUUGUGGGUUCAGACACCAGAUCUCCGUGAACAAUACAUAGGCAUUGCCAACUUGCAGGCCACAGACAAAGAUUGGGUACAGUUGCAGGGGAAAUUUCUUCUAAACGCUUCCCCAUCAAGAGUGGUAAUUUAUUUAGAAGGUCCACCCCCAGGCACUGAUAUUCUUCUCAACAGCUUAGUUGUAAAGCAUGCUGACAAAGUCCCUCCUUCACCUCCGCCAGAUUUUGAGAAUGUAGCUUAUGGAGUUAACAUACUCACCAAUGGCAACCUUCACGAUGGCACCAACGGUUGGUUUCCCCUUGGUAGUUGCACUUUAAGUGUCGGAACUGGUUCGCCACAUAUACUUCCUCCAAUGGCAAGAGAUUCUCUGGGACCUCAGGAGCCUCUAAGUGGUCGCUACAUUCUUGUGACCAAUCGCACCCAGACGUGGAUGGGUCCUGCUCAGAUGAUCACCGAUAAUUUGAAACUUUAUUUGACAUACCAAGUGUCUGCGUGGGUUCGAAUUGGUUCCACAACAUCUGGGCCUCAGAAUGUGAAUGUUGCACUUAGUGUCGAUAACCAGUGGGUCAAUGGGGGUCAAGUCGAGCUUAAUGAUGACAGAUGGCAUGAAAUUGGUGGGUCUUUUAGAAUUGAGAAGCAACCAAAUAAGGUGAUGGUUUAUGUUCAAGGUCCUGCUCCAGGCGUUGACUUGAUGGUUGGUGGAUUUCAAAUUUUCCCAGUUGAUCGGCAGGCAAGGUUCAGACAUUUAAGGAGGCAAACUGAUAAGAUACGCAAGCGUGAUGUCGUCUUGAAAUUCUCCGGAGCAGACUCCAGCAGUUUGCUUGGUACCUUCGUGAAAGUCAAACAAACACAAAAUAGUUUUCCCUUCGGGUCAUGUGUGAGCAGAACAAACAUAGACAACGAAGAUUUCGUUGAUUUCUUUGCCAAAAAUUUCAACUGGGCUGUCUUUGGAAACGAGUUGAAGUGGUACUGGACGGAGCCACAACAAGGAAACUUUAACUACAGGGACGCUGAUGAGCUCUUGAACUUGUGUGUGAGCCACAACAUUGAAACGCGUGGCCAUUGCAUCUUCUGGGAGGUCGAAAGCACGGUUCAAUCCUGGAUACGAGCUCUGAACAAAAAUGAUAUGAUAACCGCUGUUCAAAACCGCCUAACGGGCCUCCUCACACGCUACAAAGGCAAGUUCAAACACUAUGAUGUGAACAAUGAAAUGCUGCACGGAUCAUUUUAUCAGGACCACUUGGGUAAAGAUAUCCGCGCAAACAUGUUCAAGACUGCGAAUCAACUAGAUUCAUCUGCAAUCCUAUUCGUGAAUGAUUAUCAUGUCGAGGACGGAUGUGACACUCGAUCAUCUCCCGAAAAGUACAUUCAACAUAUCCUUGACCUCCAGGAACAAGGGGCUCCAGUGGGAGGAAUCGGAAUUCAGGGACACAUAGAUAGUCCUGUUGGGCCCAUAGUCUGUUCUGCUCUUGAUAAAUUGGGUAUUCUUGGUCUUCCAAUAUGGUUCACUGAGCUUGAUGUGUCUUCCAUCAACGAGCACAUUAGAGCAGAUGACUUGGAAGUUAUGCUUCGCGAAGCUUUUGCUCAUCCUGCAGUGGAUGGUGUAAUGUUGUGGGGAUUCUGGGAGUUAUUUAUGAGCCGAGACCAUGCGCAGUUGGUGAAUGCUGAAGGUGAUAUUAAUGAAGCCGGUAAGAGGUACCUCGAUCUGAAGGACGAGUGGCUGUCCCGUGCUCACGGGCACGUUGAUGAACAAGGACAGUUCGAGUUCAGAGGCUUUCAAGGUACAUAUGAAGUGCAGGUUGUUACUGCUUUAAAGAAAGUUUCCAAAACAUUUGUUGUCAACGAGGGUGAGUCUCCGGUGGUGAUAAGCAUAAAUUUAUAGUUGGGUAGCGAUGAAAAUGAUUUGUAAAAACAAGUUCAAAAAAAUACAGUUGUGUAAGUCUGCAAUACUACAUUUCUUGUUGAUGGUUGUGUACAUCCUUAAUUGAAAAUGUUUGAUCUGUUGCUUCAUUUGUAAAUUAAAGAUUAAGGAAUAAAAACAUGGUAUUGCCGUUUGUGUUA
Messenger RNA from Camellia sinensis, 3495 nucleotides. Its product is annotated as endo-1,4-beta-xylanase 1-like. Gene Ontology annotation, biological process: carbohydrate metabolic process. Gene Ontology annotation, molecular function: hydrolase activity, hydrolyzing O-glycosyl compounds. The record is from RefSeq and is a predicted model, not a curated record. NCBI's taxonomy places the organism in Eukaryota, Viridiplantae, Streptophyta, Magnoliopsida, Ericales, Theaceae.